UUCAGAUCUCCGCUCCUCUGCUGUUUUGCUGGGUGACGGAACCUUCCAUACCGUCAGUAUAAUUUUGUAGAGAAGAUAAUUGUUUAAUGGCCGACCUCUCCAAUGCUUCGCCUGGUAGAAGCAUACUGCUCUUGACGGAGUUCUCGUUGUCGUUUCAGUUCCGCUAGUCGCGCCUUUUUGGCGAGAAGUUCCUCUUUCCGCGACGACGACAUGGUGCCUCUGUCGACGAAUCACGCAGGCGGUAACGCAAACAGGAUACUGGGAUUCAAUUGACACGAAGAGGCAGAGAGACUCGGAGUCGCGCCUCGGGUUGGGAGUGGAUUCGCGAAGUCACGUGUCAUCUCUGUUGGGCGCAGGAUGAGCUUCCGGAAAAGCACGAAUCGAAUUGUUCUCAGAUUCACAACUACAGCUUUCAUUGAGACCACAUUCCCACCACCACUGCACACGGCAACUUUUACGUUCGGGCGGCAACAGGACACUCACAACUGCAGGUCGUGGACUACGAAUUUCCUGUUAAAUCCCGAGUUCCGCCAUCGUGCGUGCUGUUUUCUCACCAUGUCCACCUCCCAAGGAGUCAAUGUGCUCCGGUACUCUGCCCUCGUUGCAGGCGUCUUCUACGGCUUUUACCACCAGAGAACGAUUUACGCCCGGAACGCAGAAGCUCACGCGCAAGCCGAAUACCAACAUAAGCUCGAAUUAAUAGAGAAAGCAAAGAAGGAGUGGGCCAAGAAGACUCUUCCUCCUCAAUCUAAGACGUCCGGCGGCGACAUCGUAACGGAUCCGAACGACAAGAACUUCGACCUCGAAGCAUAUCUGACCAAACUGGCGGCGGAGAGUUGAAUGAGGAGCAAGGACAGGAUGGAUUGAAAGCUCGUCAAACGACUAGGCCUUGAAUAUACUCGAAGAGAGUGGGUGCCACCAAUAGAUUCGGCGUUGGUCUGAAUUGAUACCCCUGCAUUCUGGUCUCGGCCAUGGUGUCCUGCCAUGGUUGAAGGGGAAAAGCACACCAGAGAACUCAUCAAAAUUGUACAUACAUACAACGGCAGCCCUUAGCUGUAAUUCAGGAGCAUUUUGAUAUGUUUGAGAGAUUCGGCAGCUUGUGGGUUUGGUUUCCUCGCCCAGUCUUCGACCGAUCGCCACUUACUCGAUGACGGAGAUUUUCGACCUAUUGGCGAGACGUGCAUUUUCCAAUUGAGUUGACUCUGAUCCUACAGAGCAGACGGAAAUGAACGAAGUUCACAAGCAUUGACUAGGAACCAGACACCUUGGAACCGGCAAUGAUCCAGUGCCGGUCCGAUGCAGCCAGCAACCGGGCGCUGGACCCUGCCCCAGUCUUGCUUUCUCUUGAUACUUCUGUCGGGGUUUUACCAUCUCCUGUCGCAAUAUAGGGCCGGCUUUCUAACCAUAUACUGUACAUGUCCCGAUAUCGUCCAUGAGAUCCCAAGUAUUGGGUUAACGACGGACCUGAUAAUCCAUCCCACUUGGAGAAAGCGCAACGGCGAGGUCACGGGACAUCGAGUCAGGGGUGUCUCGUCGUGCAGCCUCCCAGUGUGAGGUUUGUGCAAAAUUGCACAAUAUGGCACGAACCCAUAGGCAUAUCGCAUGAUGCCCUCAGCCUGGCGUGAGUCUCCAAGACCUUGGCUGUGGGGAUUCUGAUGGGCGUUGUUGCGAGAUCCAUUCUUUUCACUUUACAGUGGUACCAUCUCACCAUGGCAGGGCGGAAUUACGCAAAUACAAAGUUGUACACUAGUUGUAAGGUAGUCCUGCUAGCAUUCUGC
Molecule: messenger RNA, 1778 nt
Organism: Exophiala dermatitidis NIH/UT8656
Lineage: Eukaryota; Fungi; Ascomycota; Eurotiomycetes; Chaetothyriales; Herpotrichiellaceae
Exons: 3
Coding region: 358-840 (160 amino acids)
Biological process (GO): proton motive force-driven ATP synthesis
Molecular function (GO): proton transmembrane transporter activity
Source: RefSeq, a predicted model, not a curated record